This is a messenger RNA of Anopheles coluzzii, 844 nucleotides long. RefSeq names its product lactoylglutathione lyase (gene Glo1). Lineage: Eukaryota; Metazoa; Arthropoda; Insecta; Diptera; Culicidae. The transcript is spliced from 4 exons. Gene Ontology annotation, molecular function: lactoylglutathione lyase activity; metal ion binding. The record is from RefSeq and is a predicted model, not a curated record. The coding region runs from base 154 to 687 and encodes 177 amino acids.
CGUGAAAACCGUCGUUUUUGUUUGGCGGGGAACUGUCAGUUGGACGCUAUCAACGGGAAUAAUAGAACAAAUCCAAUUGGAUUUAACCCCGCAAAGUUGUUAGAAGAUCGUAUUGUGCCUUAGCAAGUGGAAGAAAGCCCAACAUCCAGCAAAAUGAGCGAAGGACUGACCGACAAGGAAGCGAAGGAGCUGCUGAAGCUGCCGGAUGCCGACACAAAGAACUUCCUGUUCCAGCAAACGAUGUACCGCAUCAAAGAUCCGCGUGCAUCGCUCCCGUUCUACAACGAGGUGCUGGGGAUGAACUUGCUCUGCAAGCUAGACUUCCCCGAGGCCAAGUUUUCGCUGUACUUUAUGGGCUACGAGGACAUUGCCAACCAGCCGUCCGAUCGUAAGGAAUGCGUUCAGUGGGCAAUGAGCCGGAAGGCGACCCUUGAACUCACCCACAACUGGGGCACGGAGAAUGAUGCCGAAUUUAAGUACCACAACGGUAACAGUGACCCGCGCGGCUACGGCCACAUCGGCAUCAUGGUGCCGGACGUGAAGAAGGCGUGCGAGCGGUUCGAUCGGUUGGGCGUCGAGUACGUGAAGCGCCCGGACGAGGGACGCAUGAAGGGUUUGGCCUUUAUUAAGGACCCGGACGGCUAUUGGAUCGAGAUCUUCAACGCAUCCACGGUGCAAGCGCACUAAAACAGUUGUGGUCUUUGUUUGUUUUUUAAUUGAAUUUAUAUACUUUUCUUUAUCAAGCGAUAACGUCGGAAUCGGAAAACGGGCAAAUAAUUAAGGCGUAUGCGGAAUGUGCAGAAUUAGAAGGGAGAAUAAUAAAAACCACCCAAGCAUAUUAAAA